CGGCGCAGGCGGCCCCCGGCAGCUCCUCGGUCUGGGCGGAGCGAGCGAGCUUGGUUGGUUGGCUGCCUGGCUGCCUGGCUGCCUGGCUGUCAGGGUUGCCUCUCUCCUUUUCUUUCUUUUCUUUCCUCUUUCUCUCCCCCCACCCCCCCUUUACUCCCCUCCUCCUGCUGCCUCUGUUGUUGUUGAUGCGAAAGGGGAUCAAGCGAGCAAAAGGACGUCCCCAUUUCCUCGGAGCGUCUGGAGCCGGCUAGAACUUCGCCAAAAGGAGGAGCCCCUGAUGAUUUUUAUUUUUAUUUUUCAGAAAAAUUAUUAGCAGUGGGGUGGUUUUUUUCCUUCCCCCCUUCCCUCCCAGUCUCUUCCUUUUACCUCCUAAUUUGGGGUUUCCCACCCACGCCCGCCCUCUUGUCCUCCCUCCUUUUUCUUAUUCUUGGUUUGAAAAAGAAUAAUUUGGGGGCAGCGAGAACGAGAGAUCAGGACCAUGGCUCGACCUCUGCCUCUGAAUCCAACUUUCCUACCUCCAACCUACGGGGUGCUGAAAUCUCUGCUGGAAAACCCGCUCAAGCUACCGUUGCAGCAUGAAGACGCAUUUUAUAAAGAAAAAGACAAAGAGAAAAAGCUGGAUGAGGACAAUACCAAUGCUAUGGUCCCACAGUCCGCUUUCCUGGGUCCUACAUUAUGGGACAAGACCCUUCCCUACGAUGGCGACACUUUCCAGUUGGAAUACAUGGACCUGGAAGAGUUUCUCUCGGAGAACGGCAUUCCGCCCAGCCCGGCCCAGCAUGACCACAGCCCGCACCAACCAGCUCUUCAGCAAUCUACCUCAGCAUCACCUUCCGUCAUGGACCUCAGCAGCAGAGCAUCCACGUCGGCCCACCCUACCAUGGUUUCUCAGAACUGCAUGCAGAGUCCAGUCAGGCCAGGUCAAAUCGUGCCUGCAAAUCGCAACACGCCAAGCCCCAUCGAUCCAGAGACCAUUCAGGUUCCGGUGGGGUAUGAACCUGACCCGGCCGAUCUCGCUCUUUCCAGCAUUCCUGGCCAGGAGAUGUUUGACCCCCGGAAGCGCAAGUUCUCCGAGGAGGAACUGAAGCCACAGCCAAUGAUUAAGAAAGCCCGCAAAGUCUUCAUCCCAGAGGAUCUGAAGCAGGAUGACAAAUACUGGGCAAGACGCAGAAAGAACAACAUGGCUGCCAAGCGGUCCAGAGACGCUCGGAGGCUGAAGGAGAACCAGAUUGCCAUUCGCGCCUCGUUUCUGGAGAAGGAGAACUCCGCUCUGCGCCAGGAAGUGGCCGAUCUACGGAAAGAGCUGGGCAAAUGCAAGAAUGUCCUCGCCAAGUAUGAAGCCCGGCAUGGUCCUCUGUAAAUGGCAUUCCCACCCACCCCUUUCUCCCCCUCCCUCUUCUUUCUUUUCUUUUCUUUUCUUUCUAUUUUUCUUUUCGGUGGGUUGGCAUUUGAAUCGAUGGACAGUGUGUUUAUUGCUUGAUAGCACCACACCCAAACGCCCCCAACCUUUCACCAUCAGCACUUUACCAGGAAAACAGAAGCAAAACGAAAAAAACAGCGUACAACUUUUUUUUCUUCUAUGUGCGUACACGCAUGCGCGGGUCUGUGUAUGUGUGGGCGUGUGUGCAUGUUCACCUCAGCACUCCCCAUUUUUAUGGAAAUGGAAGGGUGACUCGUUUUCACUGGGACUGCUGAAACCUGCCAUAGUUAAGCUUUUCAUUAAAUAAUUAAAUAUUUUCCAGUGCUGCUUUGAACUAGGUUUUAUUAUUAUUAUUAUUAUUACUAUUGUUAUUAUUUUACCCUUUUGCCAUUCUCUUGAUUUAAUUUCGAAAACGAGAACAGAAAGAAUGAAUCGCGCUAUAAACGGAGGAGGAAGAAAACAAAGCCUAGCCUCCCUGAAUCUAUUGUUUAAAUAUGCCUAAUCAGACAUUUUUAACUUGCUACUGCAAAUGCACAAAUGAUAUUUUAAUGCUACACUGCAGAAAUAUUUAAUUUAUAGAUUUUUCUCCUUCUUUUGUUUUGUUGUGUUCUUAAGCUUUGGUGAUUAAAAAAAGAAGAUUAUCUUCAGGCUCGCACUGCUGCUGAUAGUUUUCUCGGUAGAUCUCGUAAGAAACAGCUGAUAGUUUCCUUUCAUGGCUCUAAAACCCAAAAACUGCAAAUAAAUCACAGGGAGUGUUAUUUUUUGUUUUGUUUUGCACAGUCUGAACCUAAGCAAUAAUCCUCUUGUGCACUCUGGUAUGUUACUUGCAAUGUUCCAGGUGGACAUAGGAUCACCUGCCCUACCUGAUAAGAUAAUUUUCCAUUGGGUUUUCCUUUGUAAUUUGUAAAAAACUUAUUGAUAGGCUGCUACAAGAACCUCUCAAACAUGGUUUGGUUUUUAAUUGCUGGAAGCCGUCCCCACUGAGCAAUUCAAAUGCUCAAACAGAAAAGUGGGGGAUAAGUUUUCUAAAGCAGUCAAGCGAUGGUGCAGGCAGAAGGUGCACUUAGAGGGCCAGUCUAGGCAUUUUGCCACCUUAUGACAAAUCAAAGUCUUGCUCCCCCUGCUGGUGCCAUACGCUGAGCACAACGUUAACAUUAUCAAGUGCUGACUUAGGAUACUUUUCUGUUAAAAAUUGCCUGUUAACUUCUUCUACACUUCCAUACAGCUAUGUCUGCCCUCUGGUGAGGUGUGUGUCUGUGCAGAAAUCAAAAGGCUGUUGACUGCAGGAAUGGGGAGAGGCCUUUGGCUCGCUGGAUGUUGCCGGACUACAACUCCCAUCAUCCUUGGCCAUUGGCCACACUUGCUGUGUGGCUCAUGGGAGUUGGAGUCCGGGAGCAACUGGAGGGCUACAACUUUCCUGUUGCUGCUGCGUGGGAUAUUAAACCCAGCCAUCGAGCUGUUCUGCUGCCCCUAUGGACCUCCUCCGAAACUGCAGGCGGUGACAGCCGUAACAGGCAGCUCUUGGGUUGUGGCACCACAAGAGGUUGUGUAGUUUUACCUCCACAGUUGGGCCAGCCUGGUGCGAAUAUACUGCUGUGCUUGCAGAUGUCCACCCCCUUCCCCCCAAACUGAAAGUAUAACUGGUCCAGACUCCUAUGGCAACAUCGAUUCCCUAUUAUGAGAGGAUGAGGUUGUGUUUGGACUCAGCCCCACACCUGCCCCAUUCCUCAAGCAGCCCACUGGUGUUAAUAGGGCAUAAGGGGGCAGUGAUUGCCCUUGCUGGAUUGGGGUGCAAAAGACACGUGGCAAUUCGUUGGCAAGAGAACAAAAACGAAAACUUUCAAAUAUUCACUGCUUUUGGAGUUUGGAGGGUUUAUUGUUAUUAUUGCUGUUACGAUUGUUAUUUCCUUUGCCAUUUGCAUUUCUUCAAGUCCUGUUUAUGUGAUUAAAGACUUUAAAUUCAGCUCUAUAUUCAACUUUUCUGUAAAAUACUUUCUGUGGACUUCUCCCUUGCUGUUCCUCCAGAUUCUUUUGAAUCGGCGAGAAGUCACUUUUUGCAAAUCCUGCUUUUCCUUGAGAUGUUUUGUUUCCGAUUGUAUCAUAAAACCGAUGGCUCUCAAACUUUCUCCUGUCAUUUUCCGCUUUUUGUUCUCAUUUUGCUUUCGAAACUUGUGUUAUAUUAUAGUGGACUUUCUGCAGGAAAUUAAAAAAAAAGUGAAUGUAGGAGAUUCAGGUCUGUAUUGAAAGGUGAUGGAGUUGUCAUACUGUGGCGAACCCAAUCCAUACAAAUGUUUUCUGAAGACCAAAAGAACACGAUUAUUACGAUAUGUAUAAAGUUUCUACAGAAUCAUUAGAGUGUGCUUUUUUUGUACAGUAUUUUUCAAGGACGAAUGCUGAUUGCGUAUUUUGAGAGAGAGAGAGAGAACAUAUAUCACAGCGAGGAGAAAUAAAAAGAAUUUAUUCCACGUUUAAAGGCAG
Messenger RNA from Podarcis muralis (Common wall lizard), 3898 nucleotides. It is a transcript of the gene HLF, whose product is annotated as HLF transcription factor, PAR bZIP family member. Gene Ontology annotation, molecular function: DNA-binding transcription factor activity, RNA polymerase II-specific; RNA polymerase II cis-regulatory region sequence-specific DNA binding. The record is from RefSeq and is a predicted model, not a curated record. Gene Ontology annotation, cellular component: nucleus. Lineage: Eukaryota; Metazoa; Chordata; Lepidosauria; Squamata; Lacertidae. Gene Ontology annotation, biological process: regulation of transcription by RNA polymerase II.